Rubroshorea leprosula is the source of this 1403-nucleotide messenger RNA. The record is from the annotation of a GenBank genome assembly. Lineage: Eukaryota; Viridiplantae; Streptophyta; Magnoliopsida; Malvales; Dipterocarpaceae.
AGGUACUUCAAACCAGCCUCAAACCUAGCUCUUACUCUCGCUCUAUAACUGGUAGCUUUAAUUAUUGUUGACUUAGGCAUCGGAGUGUCUACGCUGAGGACCAACCUCGGUGUAACACCCCACAUAUCUUAGUGAAUAAUUUAAAAAUUAGUGUCCUUUAGUUUAUAGCUUUAGGGAUUAAAUUGAUUGAAUUUCAAGUUUGGGGGUUUUAAGUAAAACUUAGUAGAAGUUGAAUGACCAUAACUCAAUUAUUCCAAUUUUGCUUACCACAUGGCAUUCUCCCAACCAAGUUUUUUGGUCUUUGUCGGUGGAAGCUUGGAUAAGCCUCCAGAAGGCUCCCAAAAGCCUCAUUUGGUUUUCCUAUGCUUUCCUCUUCCACCUCCAUCGUUUUCUUCCUACUUUCUCCCAACCGAGGUUAAGGUCCUUUUGUUAGGUAAGUAUAAGUUUUAGUUAUGAAUUUUGGGUUAGAGUUUUGGGUAGUUUAAAUUGGUGAGAUUUGGCUUUAAUCCUUUGGUUUAUAAGAUUUUUGGGUAUUAAACUUUUAUUAGAAAUAUCCUUAAUUUUGGGGCUUCUAUGGCAAAGAUAGUGAGUUAGUCCUUUCUAUGGUUUGAUUUGGGUGUGAUUUUUGCUACAGGAAUUAGAAGGAAAUUGUAUUAUUUGCGAAUUAUUGUUCAUGAUUACUGUUCACGAUUACUGUUCAUAAUUACUGUUCACAAUUACUAUUCACGCAUUAUGCUUUGAUCUCUUCCAAUAGGGAAUCCUAAUAUUAUUUUGGACAUAUUAUGAAUUUGUUUGACAUGCGUAUGUGUUUGUGGCUAUAAAGUGGACCUAAGCUUAAAGCUUGGGGUAUUCAGUAGAUCCUUCGGGGUAUUUAGUGGACCUCUGCGCAGUAGGGUUAGUACCGUGAUUAGCUCCGGUACAGUGUUGCUAGCACACCUCAGUGGACUCCAUAGCAUUGUGUAAUUUUCGAUUUUAUGUAUUGCGCUUGUGACAUUGUAUUUGUGAGCAUAUGAUUUUAGUAUAUGAAUUCAAUUUAAAUGUCAUUGAUUAUUACUUGACAUUUGUGCUUAUGAUUUGAGAAUUAUAAUAUUAUGUGAUUUGAUUUCGUUGUGUUUUGUGCUCUUUAUGUGGAUAGGUCUAAAGGUCUUAGGACCCAAGUUUAUAGCUUAAACUUAUUACUUACUGGGUUGUGAGCUCAUAAAAUUCCACCCCCCCCAUUUUAGAUCAGUAGAUCGAGGUAGCAGCCUCUCGGUUUAGGAGCUUUUGGCAUAGGACUCACAUGCUCGUUGUAUGUACAAGCUAGGGCCUCGUGUUUUCAAUAAGGAGGCAGAUCGAUAUGUUACUAAAACCAUGACUCAGCUUUUGUUUUUUUGAAAAGUUUUGAAUAAGAAUUUGCCUCGUAU